Messenger RNA from Carassius gibelio (silver crucian carp), 2244 nucleotides. RefSeq names its product adenosine receptor A1-like. NCBI's taxonomy places the organism in Eukaryota, Metazoa, Chordata, Actinopteri, Cypriniformes, Cyprinidae. Gene Ontology annotation, cellular component: membrane; synapse; dendrite. Bases 987 to 2108 code for a protein of 373 amino acids. Gene Ontology annotation, molecular function: G protein-coupled adenosine receptor activity. The transcript has 2 exons. Gene Ontology annotation, biological process: G protein-coupled adenosine receptor signaling pathway. The record is from RefSeq and is a predicted model, not a curated record.
CACAGAAUUAAUACAUCUUUUGGGUAUCGUAACUACUGAAUUAAUAGAUAUUCUCGUAAACACAGCCGGAUUUGUUUUACGUGAACGUAUACAGUGGCCUGCUGUUCAGAGAAAUUUGCUGUACCGGAUAAAUCUGUCUCUCUUACUCUGUAAAUUAGAUGACGAGAAAGGGGGCGUGUUCCACGAUAUGCAAUGGAGUAGACCAAAUUAAACAGGGAGGGAGGGCAAAACACUCACAUGCAAACAAAACACACUCCUUGUCUGCCGCACCCUUGCGAUCGACUCACUCAUCCAUUUGCGUAAAAACAGAGAUGUGAUAUUAUGAUUUUCGUCAUUUAAAAGGGAAAAAAGCUGCAGUGCUCCAGAUGGCCAGUCCGCCCCUGCUGCCACUCUGAGAGGCUCUUUUUAUACCCAAUCAUGUUGCCAGUUGACCUAAUAAGUUGCAAAUUGGUCCUCCUGCUGUUCCUUAUAUGUACAUCUAACUUUUCCAGCCUCUUAUUGCUACCUGUCCCAACUUUUUUGGAAUUUGUAGCUCUCAUGAAAUCCAAAAUGUCUCACUUUCAACAUUUGAUAUAUUAUCUAUAAUCUAUUGUGAAUAAAAUAUGUUUAUGAGAUUUGUAAAAAAUUCCAUUCAUUUUUUUACUCACAAGUAAUAAAUAUUCCAUUACUUUUUUACUCUAUCAAAGGAUAGUGUCCCAACGUUUUUGGAAUCGGGUUUGUAUAUAUAUUACAAAAAAUGUAUAUAUAAAAAAGUAGGCACAGUAGACUUUGGCAGUAUUCUAAUAUUGUAGCAGCUGAAGAUGAUGUUCAAGCACCUGUAAGGUUGUACAUGCGCUAGAACUAAUAUUUGCAGCAAGCUUUCCAUCAUUUUGAUUGGGACUUGAAAUUUCACAUCAUUAUUCUGUCCGCCUGCAAAUGGAAUUAGUUGAUGAGAUACAGAUGUGACUGUGAAUAAUAUUGUCUAUUCAGAAGACGUAUGAGUGGACAUGAGACCCCCAGAGAUGCAUACUGAAGAUCAGGGGUGUGUGUGUGUGUGUGUGGAGGAGUGCAGACCAGAUGGUCACAGGCUUCUUCAUACUCAAAUGAGACUGUGUUCUGUUUGCUCAUAUUGGUUUCUCCUCAUGGCCUGGCUGAUCUACACCUCUCUGGAGCUGCUCAUCGCCGUGGCAUGCUGCCUGGGGAACGUGCUGGUGGUUUGGGCCGUGUGUUUGAGGCGGACCUUCCGUCAGCCUACCUUCUGUUUCGUGGUGUCUCUGGCCGUGGCUGAUUUCCUGGUGGGGGCGGUGGCAGUGCCCCUGGCUGUGCUGGUGGAUGGGUGGGUGGAGAUCCCGUUCCAGGCCUGUCUGGCGGUCAGCUGUGUGGUGCUGGUGUUGACCCAAGCGUCUGUGCUGUCUCUCCUGGCUAUUGCUGUGGACCGAUACCUACGGGUCUCAAUACCUCUCAGGUAUAAGGAGAUCGCCUCUGAGCAGCGCUCCUGGACGGCAGUGGUCCUGUGUUGGUUGAUAUCUUGUCUGCUGGGUUUCACCCCUCUCUUUGGUUGGCAUAAUGGCGAUUCCCAGUCCUCCCUGCUCCUUAACUCUUCUCAUAUCAACUGCACCUUCUUAGCAGUCAUCUCUCUGCCCUAUAUGGUCUACUUCAACUACCUGGGCUGCAUCCUACUCCCUUUAGCAGCCAUGACUCUUCUUUAUGCUCUGGUCUUCUACAGUCUGCGCAAACGCCUCCGGAGGGAAGACCAGACUAAACUACGGGCUUUUCUAAUCAAGGAGAAGAGGCUGGCACGUUCUCUGGCUCUGGUUCUCUUGCUGUUUGCAGCAUGUUGGAUGCCUCUGCAUCUCAUGAACUGUGUAUUGCUCUCAACGGGUCCUCAAGGCGUCCCCCAGACCGCUUUCUAUGUAGGGAUACUCCUCUCUCACGCCAACUCAGCGGUGAACCCUGUGGUCUACGCCCUCCGCAUCACAAAGAUCAGGGAGGCUUACCUUGAGAUCUGGAGACGCUAUGUACUGUGCUGGAGAGGACAACGAGACUUCUCAAGCUCCUCAUGGAGAUCCCAGCCUGGAGAACCGAAUACUGGCCAUCAAAUGACAUUUCCCUCCAACACAGGCACAUGACUAGGGCAGAUAGACUACAGUCGUGAUUGCACUGUAUGAUACUAUUCUGAGUAGAUCUUUGAGUGAUAGUUUAUUGGAGAUUUGCUACAAUAUCACCGAAAAGCAUCAGUCUUCAGAAGCUGUGAAGCUGCAUGAC